Molecule: messenger RNA, 4301 nt
Organism: Anarrhichthys ocellatus (wolf-eel)
Lineage: Eukaryota; Metazoa; Chordata; Actinopteri; Perciformes; Anarhichadidae
Product: ras-related protein Rap-1A-like
Exons: 8
Coding region: 2605-3162 (185 amino acids)
Biological process (GO): Rap protein signal transduction
Cellular component (GO): membrane
Molecular function (GO): GTPase activity; GTP binding
Source: RefSeq, a predicted model, not a curated record
GUCGACACACGCGGGAUAGUAAGCAGACACAGCAGGUUGUACGGCUCGUGUUAUACAUGUCGGAUAAAUGAGAAGAAUUGUCCGCAAGUACAAAACGGAGUGUGCACUCCCAUUUUAGUCAAGGCCGGGCGGAAGGGCAGGUAACGCUAGCAGUCGAGACUUUCCCGAGAAAAUACACCGUGGUGCGGGUUGAUUUUUAAACCUGCCACGCCCGGUGGACGUGUGAGCGGUGAAUGCGCUUGAUUGCGGCGUGUUUGUGACAACCUAGCUGUGUUUUGAAUGUACGCUGAGGAGAGGAAUGUGUCGCCUAGCUAGCUCGCUAGCUAACGAGCUGUAGCUAACGUUAGCGGUGUUGAAGUGUCGGCGGCCGCAGUCAAAGCUAGCUAGUUAGCGGCAUUUUGCUAACAAGCUUUGGUUACGGGAUUUAGUGCAGUUGUUGGUAUGAAACUAGAUUGUUUGGGAACAGAUGCUGGUCUCGGUUCCCUGGAUUAUAGACGAUGUUAUUUUCGUAUUAAUCUGUAAACUGGUUUAUGAUUUGAACGUAAUUUGAUUGAUGUUAUGGAAGCUAAGGGUGUAAUAAUCACGCAUCGACGGAGUGUUGGUUACUGCUCUGUGGUGUAGUCACUGCCACAGAUUGCAGGGACUUGGCCUGGGCGUGAUUAGCACAUGCUUACUGCUGUAAGCAAAUUAGGUAGAUUCACAUUGAGAUAACCCGAGAGCUCAAAUGACUCUCUCUUGUCUGGGGCCAAGCUUUGUGUCAGCCUGUUGCAGGAUAUUUCUGCUGGUGUGAAACGGGGAAGGUGUGUACUCCCAUCCUCAAACUAUAAACACUCUGCACCUCUGCUUUAUUUACAACAGAAUAUCACAGUUUCCAAGUGAAGUAGACAUUUCUCUUUUUCACCCCGUGGUUAACUGAAAUGAGCCUCACCCUGAAGAUCCCCUAAUCUCCCCACAGCCCAGGUUUGAUGAAGAGAUACAGGCUGUAAAACCCACUUCCUCCCCCUCUGUUAGCAGCCUUCUGUCUGCAGUCUUGAACAGGAACAGAGACUGGAAGAGGCUAUUUUAGUAGGUAGCUACUCCUUUUCCAGCCUAUCAGCACGAAACCUUUCUUGCACUCUGGAAAGAGGAUGUGGUUACAGGUCAGGGCCCCAGCGACACAGAUGUAUUCUGCUGAUGGUGUUUGUCAGUUACAGAUCUUUGUCAUAAUUAAGACACAGCGCAGUUUUGUUCUGACUCAUAGAUGGCAUUCAGGGUUGUAGUGGACCUCAAAAGAGAUGCGACUACUAUGUAACGAGAUAACGGCAGUUUCAGAGAAGAUUGCGCAGGAAGUUUGACAAGGUCUUCUUCAGUGAGAUUAGAGCAUCCUCGUUACGCAUAGGUCUUGGUUAUCUGUUCGAGUUUGUCUUUCCCACGUGAAGGUUAGCUCUAAUAAGAAACAUUCUGUGAAAAGCCUUUAUUUGUUUAAGCUCAGGGGUAACGUUUUAUUUUACAGGCUCGUAAAUUCCUAAUUUACUAGGAAGUUUCCUAGAAAGAACUAUAUAAUUUGGUACUAAUUAGAGGCAGGGUUCACUUGGUAUACUCCAUUACUUCCAAUUACCUGCUAAGAUAGCUAUUGUUUUUGCUAUUUCUUUUGCAAAAAUGUGCAAUUUUGACAACGGGCAAUCAUGCAGUUUAGCAUAUGAAGGCUUAACGUUUGUAAUGAGAUAAAUUCAAUAACACAUUUGAAUUAAAAUGUAUAAAUUUCAACUUGCGUUGAAGUGGAGCUGUACUUUUAGGGAAAUUCCUCUGGAUUUCAACAUCUGUUUUUAAACUCAACACAACUUGCUUAACGGACCCUUUUUCUACCCCCUAUAAUUAGCACUAUAUAACAGUUAUUUCCAAGACAUUUUCAAGACACUAUUAGGGUAACAGUAAAAAGGUUAGCUGUAAAAUGAAGGGACCUUUCCAUGACAGUUUAUCUGCUGUCAGUAGUUUCUGGGUUAUUCUCCUAAAGUUAGUGGGUUUCAUAUGCUAAGCUCGGUGUGAAUGAGUGCUGUGAACUGUGGUUGUGGUGGAGGUAGUAAUGAGUAACCCGGAGCUCAUCAAUAUAGAAAACACAACACUCUGCCAGAGCAACUAUUAUCUCACCCUGGUUUUUUUUUUUUCAACCCUUAAACCUCAAGGGGUUAUAUAUUUGUUUCCCAGCGUAGCUUCUGUAAUUAUCAUGUGGAUCAACAGGCAAAAAAACAUGACACAUGUCGGUAUCAUGCUGUUAGCUUAACCAACGGAUGUGUGCAUGGUCACCAUCCGCACUGGGUGGACGAUACAGAGGGCAGCUGUCAAUCAUACCGCCCUGCUGAGUCAGGCACUUUGACAGCCUCAUCGCUGUCGGAUUCGCCCCACUACACCAGGAAAUUUUGCAUCCUGGAUUUUGUAGUUGUAGCUGUGAAGCCUUCUGCUCUCUAAUUUCAGUCUCUCCAAGUUUGAGACGUAGUUUUAUCCAGACACGUUCGCUGCGUAUUCUUGCUAGCAGUGGCACCUCGUCCAAGUUCCAGCCCUAGAUGGAUGCAUACUUUUGGCUGUAGAGGUGCAGACUGUUGGGCUGUCCGGUGAAGCAAACCCGCCAUGCGUGAAUACAAGCUAGUGGUGUUAGGCUCUGGAGGUGUGGGCAAGUCCGCUCUGACAGUUCAGUUUGUACAAGGAAUCUUUGUGGAAAAAUAUGACCCGACAAUAGAAGACUCGUACAGAAAGCAAGUGGAGGUAGAUGGGCAGCAAUGUAUGCUUGAAAUUCUCGACACAGCAGGCACAGAGCAGUUCACAGCGAUGAGGGACUUGUACAUGAAGAACGGCCAAGGCUUCGCCCUGGUAUACUCCAUCACAGCACAGUCCACCUUCAACGACCUGCAGGACCUGAGAGAACAGAUCCUACGAGUAAAGGACACAGAGGAUGUGCCGAUGAUCCUGGUGGGGAACAAGUGCGACUUGGAGGAUGAGCGUGUGGUGGGGAAGGAGCAGGGCCAGAACCUGGCCCGACAGUGGAACCACUGUGCCUUUUUAGAGUCCUCUGCUAAGUCAAAGAUCAACGUCCUCGAUAUCUUCUACGACCUGGUCAGACAGAUAAAUAGGAAAACGCCAGUGGAAAAGAAGAAGGCGAAAAAGAAAUCCAACUGUGUGCUGCUUUAAAGACCCCCACACCCCCUCCUCCAGCCCCUGCAGCAGCUCUGAGCCAGAAAUGCUGUAAUGAAGAACUGUUGCCCUGAUUGGAACGUGCCAGCAUUCCAACAGCCCCGCCCACCCACCUCCCCUCCCUCCAUCAGCCAUAAAAACGGUGAAUCAGCUGACUGAACUGCUCCUAUCAAAGACGAGGAUGAUCUACACCAGAGAGAGAGAGAGAGAGAGAGAUGGAGAGAGUAAAGACAGUAAGAGAGAGAGAUGACUCUGGUCUCUCGCCUCCGAGGACCUUCCUCUGUGUCUCAGUUUCAGUGUGAACCCUGAACGGACAGUCUCUAUUUUCUGCACCAACAAACACCACAAACUUAAGAUGAUGAUGAUGAUGAUGAUGAUGAUAAAAGCCUCUGAACGUUUAAAAGAAAAAGUGUCCAUGAGCCGCCUACAUGGCCAGAGACAGCCCCCUUACUCUCUUUCUUUUUUUGACAGAUUAACAAAAAGAAUAUAACGGCGUUAAAAAGAAGGAAAACAAAGUUAAAACUUGGAUUCAGUAUUUUUCAUCUUUUUCAUUAUCAAUAUUGUAUUUGAAAGACAUGGAAGUUGACCUAUUUUUAGUUGUAUGAUUAUAAAUAUUCUUCAAAAACAAGCAUGAUAAAAUGCAUCAGUUAAGUGUAGAUGUUUUCAAGUGGAACAGUGAGAAUUAUUUUAUAGCCAUACACCUAUUCUCCAUGCCCGUCAUGUCAGUGAUGAUAGAUCAAGGUCUAUAAUAUGAGUUAUUUUUAUUAUAUAUAUUUUUUUCUUUGUUCGCCCUGUUGUUCAUGGAAUUCUCUUCUGCGAAUAUCUCUCUCUGAUGUGACUUAAUUUUAUACUCAGUCACUGGGAUUUCAUAGCUCCCAUAAUAUAUUCUAAUGCCAUUUUUUUGCAUAUUAAUGCUUCAGAAAAAUGGGUCUUUUAUAGAAGAAAUAUGGGGAAAAAUAAGGAUUGAUUUCUAUGUCUCUUGAAGCUGAAAUAUAUUAUACUAAACCAACUCUAAUAAUGCUUCUUGUGUUUUUCUGUCAAUGAUGUUCCAGCUUUUAUGGAUUAUUAAAGUACAUUUUAGUACAUUUUCAUUAUAUUGGUCAAUGUAUUUUUGUGAAUUAAACUUUUAUCCAAAG